AUGGGCCUCCGAGACAAGCUCAGGCAGAGGGAUGGGAGCGUGAGUCCCCCCGAGCCUUCGGACAGGGGCAACAUUAUCGGACAGAACGGGUACACACCCGAGUUCACCUUUAUUCGCUCCGACACGACCUCGAUGGAAGUCAUCCAUCCCAGCGACGCCAGCAGCCAUCAACGAUCCGCCCCCGCCCCCGCACACCACGACGACGGCAGCCCGCCGGCACAGCUCUCGCCUACCAAGGAGCCCGGCAGCUUGCGCCGCAGCCUCUCCAUCUUCCACACGAGCCGUUCGCGCAGCGCCUCCGUCUCCUCCCAAGCGAGCCAGCACUCCGGCAACAAGGAGGGCAGCGGCAGCCGCCGCCGCCGCCUCUCAGAGCGACUCCACCUGCGCCACCACCAGGGCGUCUCGUCGGACAACGUGCCCGACAACCUGCCGGCGAUUGUGGUGGCCGGCGACAAGGACGUUGUCGAGUCGCAGUGGGAGCAGCGCGCGACGCUGCUGGCCGGGCAGAAUGGGCUGGCGCGCAGCGCGCCCGAGUCGCCGGCGCUCGAGGGCAGCAUGAGGAGCUUGAAUAUCGCGCCGGGCAGCAGCAGCGGGAGUCCACCGGCAGGAGGGCGGAGCAGGUCACGGAGUCACUCGCCGGGGAUGAUUACGCCGCCGAAAGCGGUGUCGUCGAAGAAGAUUGACGAUGAUAUUCAAGAGGCCAUCCGGUUGCACGAGGAGGGUGACCUGCAGCGGUCUACGGCCAUUUUUGGGCGUCUGGCCGAUACACAGGGCGCCAACAAUCCGCUGAGCCAGGUGUUGUUUGGACUUGCCUUGAGGCACGGAUGGGGAUGCACGCCAGACACAGAACGCGCCGUCACCUACCUGUCGGCCGCGGCGUCCAACGCGGCCGCCGUCGAGGAGAUGGCACUCCAGGCGGGCAUGAAGCGCGGCGGUGCGGCCAAGGGCGAGUUGAUCCUGGCCAUCUUCGAGCUCGCCAACUGCUUCCGCCACGGCUGGGGCAUCGCCAAGGAUCCCGUCGCCGCCAAGCAGUAUUACGAAACGGCCGCCAACCUUGGCGACACUGAUGCCAUGAAUGAGGCGGGCUGGUGCUACCUCGAAGGGUUUGGCUGCAAAAAAGACAAGUGCUAUGCAGUGCUCGGUUCUAUCCCGCCGCCCCUCGUGGGCUAUGCGGGAACGCCUCCCCGGUACUACCGCCUCGCAGAAAACGCGGGAAACAAGACACUUGGCAACUCAUGGAUCUGGAAGGAAAAGUACAACCCGGACGAAGGCGGCGGCAAGAAGAAAAAGUAA
Cordyceps militaris CM01 is the source of this 1293-nucleotide messenger RNA. Its product is annotated as Tetratricopeptide-like helical. The transcript has 7 exons. Gene Ontology annotation, molecular function: protein binding. The record is from RefSeq and is a predicted model, not a curated record. Lineage: Eukaryota; Fungi; Ascomycota; Sordariomycetes; Hypocreales; Cordycipitaceae. The coding region runs from base 1 to 1293 and encodes 430 amino acids.